AUGGCAAUCUUGAACUCCAGCAGCACCCUGUCCUCCACAUUCUAUUUCACAGGUAUUCCUGGCUAUGAAGAAUUUAACCACUGGAUUUCCAUCCCCUUCUGUCUCCUAUACCUUGUUGGAAUAACAGGCAACUGCAUCAUCCUGCAUGUUAUCCGGACAGACCCCAGGCUGCAUGAGCCCAUGUACUACUUCCUGGCCAUGCUUUCUCUCACUGACCUGGGUAUGUCCCUGGCCCCAGUGAUAACACUUUUCAGGGUGCUGUGGUCCAUUUCUAGGGAGAUUCAGUUCAAUAUCUGUGUGGUCCAGAUGUUUGUGAUUCACACUUUCUCCUUCACUGAGUCAUCUGUGCUCUUGGCCAUGGCCCUGGACCGAUAUGUAGCUAUCUGUCAGCCACUGCGAUAUGCUACCAUUCUCACCCCAAAGCUGAUCAUCAAGGUUGGGAUUGCAGCCCUGCUCAGAAGUGCUAUUCUAAUGAUUCCACCUCUUGCUCGUCUGGCGUUCUUUCGCUUCUGUCACUCCCAUGUCCUUUCUCAUUCCUAUUGUCUGCACCAGGACAUGAUUCGCCUUGCCUGUGCUGACACUAAAUUUAAUGUUAUAUAUGGUUUGGUUGUGAUUAUUCUACUAUGGGGCCUGGAUGCUCUGGGCAUUUUAAUAUCGUAUGCUUUCAUUCUUCAUUCUGUAUUAAAAAUUACAUCCCGUGAGGGGAGACUGAAGGCACUCAACACGUGUGCCUCCCACAUCUGUGCUGUGCUCAUUCUGUAUGUGCCUAUGAUAGGGUUAUCUAUUGUCCAUCGUUUUGCCAAGCAUUCCUCUCCACUCAUUCACAUUUUCAUGGCUCAUAUCUACUUAAUGGUUCCACCAGUUCUCAACCCAAUCAUCUAUAGUGUGAAAACUAAGCAGAUCCGCCAAGGGAUAUUUCACCUACUACUUCAUCCUCAAAUUAGGUCUCUAGUGACAUAG
This is a messenger RNA of Cavia porcellus (domestic guinea pig), 960 nucleotides long. Its product is annotated as olfactory receptor 51L1-like. Bases 1 to 960 code for a protein of 319 amino acids. Gene Ontology annotation, biological process: G protein-coupled receptor signaling pathway. Lineage: Eukaryota; Metazoa; Chordata; Mammalia; Rodentia; Caviidae. Gene Ontology annotation, cellular component: plasma membrane. Gene Ontology annotation, molecular function: olfactory receptor activity; G protein-coupled receptor activity. The transcript has a single exon. The record is from RefSeq and is a predicted model, not a curated record.